AGCAGUCUGUCGUGAGGUCUUCCAGCAGCAGCAGGCGCUGUGGGGCCGCUCGUGUUUUUGUUUGUCGCCGAAGGAGUGUGUCAGGCUUUCCUUCACUCUUGUUUUUGUGUGUGAGCUGUAGCGUUUGGGUCUCUGGAUGUGUCCUUUCCUCACCCACACAACGGACCUGUCUGCUGCUCAGUGUUCAGUCACGUCAGUCACACUGACACCGAUUGUGAGGCCGCUUUUCUCUUUUAUUUUCAUUAGCGGUGCUGGACCCGCACACCAGGACCCAGUGCAGCCCGGUUCGGCUCGGUUCGGUGGACGGGACACAGAGGGGAUUUAAACAACAGAGUCCGACCAGAGAUGGAGAGACGCAGACUGAUGUGAACGGAAUCAGCGCUAUGGAGAUUCAUCCACUAUGCACUAAGCUUUGUCAUCAUAAAGCUGUGGAGCUGAAGGAUGAUGUGUGUGAGAAACAGAGUGCGGUCACCAUCAAUCCACAUCACAUGAGGAAAGCUUUCAGGAUCAUGAAUGAGCUCCGCAGUCAGAGUGUGCUGUGUGAUGUCACCAUCAUUGCGGAGGAUGUGGAGAUAGCUGCUCAUCGAGUCGUCUUAGCUGCGGGGUCUCCGUACUUCCACGCUAUGUUUACAGGAGAGAUGACUGAGAGCCGUCAGAAGAAGGUUCGAAUUAAAGAGAUUGACGGCUGGACUCUGGGAAUGCUGAUCGACUAUGUUUACACCGCUGAGAUCCAAGUAACAGAGGAGAAUGUGCAGGUGCUCUUGCCUGCCGCUGGUCUGCUGCAGUUACAGGAAGUUAAAAAGGCCUGCUGCGAGUUUCUCAUAACUCAACUUCAUCCAACCAACUGCCUCGGUAUCCGCGCCUUCGCCGAUUUGCACGCCUGCACGGAGCUGCUCAAUCUCGCCAACACGUACGCAGAGCAACACUUCUCAGAGGUCGUGCAGAGUGAAGAGUUUCUCAAUCUGGGCAUGGACCAAGUGUGCAGCCUCAUAGCAAGCGACAAACUGACCAUCCCGUCAGAAGAAAAGGUGUUUGAAGCGGUCAUAGCUUGGGUCACGCAUGAUAAAGAUGUGCGUCAGGAACACAUGGCUCAUCUGAUGGAACAUGUGCGCUUGCCUCUUCUUUCCAGAGAAUACCUCGUACAGAGGGUGGAGGAGGAAACUUUAGUGAAGAACAGCAGUGCCUGUAAAGACUACCUAAUUGAAGCCAUGAAGUACCACCUGCUGCCGGCCGAGCAGCGCUCCAUGAUGAAGACCAUCCGCACCAGAGUGAGAACACCCAUCAGCUACCCAAAGGUGAUGAUGGUGGUGGGGGGACAGGCCCCUAAAGCCAUCCGCAGUGUGGAGUGCUAUGAUUUCGAGGAGGAGAGAUGGUUCCAAGUAGCAGAAUUACCCUCCAGACGAUGUCGAGCAGGUGUGGUGUACAUGGGUGGUGUUGUGUAUGCUGUCGGGGGUUUUAACGGGUCAUUACGAGUGAGGACGGUGGAUGCAUAUGACCCAGUAAAAGACGAGUGGUGUUGUGUCAGCAGCAUGCAGGACCGGAGGUCAACUCUAGGCUCCGCUGUCCUCAACGGACUGCUUUAUGCUGUUGGAGGCUUUGAUGGCAGCACAGGUUUAGCUACUGUAGAGGCAUAUAACGCUAAGGCCAAUGAGUGGUUCCACGUGAGUCCCAUGAACACGCGACGUAGCAGUGUUGGAGUUGGCGUUGUUGGAGGUCUGCUUUAUGCAGUCGGAGGGUAUGACGGAGCAACUCGUCAGUGUUUGAGUACAGUUGAGGCCUAUAACCCAAACACCAAUGAAUGGUCUUAUACAGCAGAGAUGGGAACCCGCCGCAGUGGUGCAGGGGUAGGUGUUUUAAAAGGUCUGCUGUAUGCAGUAGGGGGGCACGACGGCCCCCUGGUUAGAAAGAGCUGCGAGGUUUAUGACCCUGCCACUAACACGUGGAAACAGGUCGCUGAUAUGAAUAUGUGCCGAAGGAACGCAGGUGUGUGUGCUGUAAAUAACCUGCUAUAUGUGAUUGGUGGAGAUGAUGGCUCGUGCAACCUGGCUUCAGUGGAGUUCUACAAUCCGAUCACUGAUAAAUGGACUCUACUGCCCACCUGCAUGAGCACAGGACGCAGCUACGCAGGUGUGACUGUGAUUGAGAAGCCUCUCUGAGCAGCUGUGGAGUUGUUGAACACUAGCUGAAGCUGACGUACAGCAGAGGAUUCGCUCACACUGAAGCUCUUACCACGGCUGAGGCUUCAUCCUGGAACUGCUUCACCAUGGACAUGGCCUGGGGAAUACUGCUCUCUCUCUCUCUCUCUCUCUCUCUCUCUCUCUCUCUCUCUCUCUCUCUCUCACACACACACACACACACACACACACACACACACACACACACACACACACACACACACAUAACUACAAGCAUUCACACACUACCUCUUUUUGUCUCUAGUAUAUACACUUUACACACUCUGCAUCUCUCUUUUCUUUCUGUUUCUCUUGUUUGAGAGUAGUCCGUGAUGACGUUUAUUGCACUUUGAGGAGCACUGACGAAGCAGAAUCGAAAAACUCUGAGAAAAGACUGGCGCGUCUGCGGCAUGUACAAAGCGUUCCUGCGUUUGAGCCGAGGGGAUGGCCAGCGAUUUUUGCUUCUUGAUCUUUUGAUCUGGAGGAGCCUCUUGAUGAUUAUUGUUUAUUCGAAUAAAGCUUGAGGGAAAAUGUGUCUAGUUUAGGACCAGCACUAAUUUGCCUCUUGGAAGGUUGUUUAUGAAGUAACUGGACUCCAUCUUCAUUAUGAAGAUUGGAUGAUGAUGAUGAUGUGAAUUCCGUUUUAUGGUUAGAGCUGAACCUUUGCGUGCUUAUAUGCGAGAAGGGUCUCUAUUGAAGACAAACAAAGUUUUACAUUUUGCAGUUUGUUUGCCAAACAACAUUUGAAGUCUUAA
Messenger RNA from Carassius gibelio (silver crucian carp), 2929 nucleotides. Its product is annotated as kelch-like protein 2. Lineage: Eukaryota; Metazoa; Chordata; Actinopteri; Cypriniformes; Cyprinidae. Gene Ontology annotation, molecular function: protein binding. The record is from RefSeq and is a predicted model, not a curated record. The coding region runs from base 384 to 2156 and encodes 590 amino acids. The transcript has 15 exons.